Messenger RNA from Striga hermonthica, 1080 nucleotides. The record is from the annotation of a GenBank genome assembly. Lineage: Eukaryota; Viridiplantae; Streptophyta; Magnoliopsida; Lamiales; Orobanchaceae.
AUGGCUUACCCAGAGAACCCAUCACGGCAAUCUUUGAUCCCGAGUUUUCUCUACUCUUCUUCGCUCACGUCGGUUAGGAUGACGAAUGCGGAUCAGAAUCUGACGUCCCGAAUGAACAACCCGCCGGCAGCAGGAAGUGGCCGGAAUUUCAUGAUCCCGGCGCCGAUGGACAGCAGGAUAGAGAUGUUCUCGCCGGCUUACUACGCCGCGUGCACGUUCGGAGGAAUUUUGAGCUGCGGCCUUACUCAUAUGGCCGUCACACCACUCGAUCUGGUCAAGUGCAAUAUGCAGAUUGAUCCUGCAAAGUACAAGAGCAUUAGCUCUGGUUUCGCAGUUCUGCUCAAGGAGCAAGGGGUGAAAGGCUUCUUCCGGGGUUGGGUGCCAACACUGCUCGGUUACAGCGCACAGGGAGCAUGCAAAUUCGGCUUCUAUGAAUUUUUCAAGAAGUACUACUCAGACAUGGCUGGUCCCGAGAAUGCCGCCAAAUACAAGACUCUGAUCUUCCUAGCAGGUUCUGCUUCCGCUGAAUUUAUUGCCGAUGUUGCCCUCUGUCCGUUUGAGGCCGUUAAGGUUCGUGUCCAAACCCAACCGGGUUUUGCCAGGGGCUUGGCUGAUGGAUUUCCAAAAUUUGUCAGGGCUGAAGGAGCUUCAGGGCUCUAUAAGGGGAUUGUCCCACUUUGGGGCCGACAAAUCCCAUAUACUAUGAUGAAAUUCGCCACUUUUGAAAACAUUGUUACGGGAAUAUACAAAUACGCCAUUCCAACUCCGAAAGAACAGUGCAGCAAGCAGUUGCAGCUCGGGGUCAGUUUUGCUGGUGGCUACGUGGCUGGUGUUUUCUGUGCUAUUGUUUCACACCCUGCUGAUAACCUCGUCUCGUUCCUCAACAACGCCAAAGGAGCUACAAUUGGCGACGCUGUGAAAAAGCUUGGUUUAUUGGGUUUGUGCACUCGAGGCCUCCCUCUGCGUAUUGUCAUGAUAGGAACACUUACUGGAGCUCAAUGGGGCAUCUAUGACGCGUUCAAAGUUUUUGUUGGACUGCCCACAACUGGUGGUGGUAGUCCUGCUGCAGCUCAAAAAUAG